GUCGUCUCUUUUGGGGGCUCGCUCUCUCUCUCUCUCUCUCUCUCUCUCUCUCUCUUCUGCGAUCGCUCUCUCCGCAUCGUUGUUAAAAAGUUUUGACGUCGAAUCGCACGUUUCCAGAGAGAAGAAAGUGAGGGGGGGAAAGGGGGCUUUCGAUUUCUCUGCGGAGCGAAGCGAUCUUCGUACGGAGGGCGGCGACAAUGGACGAGAAUUCAGCUCUGAUACAGCAGAUUCUGAGGGAGCAGCAGGAGGAGGAGGGCCAGGUUGUCAAUCGGCCCUCGAACCACAAGGAGAAGGACGAAAGCCACGGGUGGCAGACCGUCUCCUACCCCAAGCGCCACCGGAAGGCCGCGAAACCCCAGCCGGAGAGGCCCGGCCACGACGCCCGCCCCAACGGCGACGCCGACGUUUUCCGAUCGAUCGAGCUGCAUGCCGAGGAGCGGCACCGCCGAGUCGUCGAGUCUCGGUUGGCCGCCGCCGCCGCCGCCGCCGCGGCUGUGGGCGCCGGCGGAUCGAGGCGGGUCUCCGACGACGAGGACGAUAGCGAUACGGAGGUCGCUGGCGCGGUCGAGAACGGCGGUGGCCAGGCGAGGAAGGUGAGGCCAAAGAAGCCGAAGAAGCCGAAGGUCACGGUGGCUGAGGCGGCUGCUAAGAUCGACGCGGGCCAUCUCAGUGCAUUCCUCGCUGACAUAACGGCAUCGUAUGAAUCGCAGCAGGAUAUACAACUGAUGCGGUUUGCCGAUUACUUUGGUCGCGCAUUUGCCUCGGUGGGCUCUGCACAAUUCCCUUGGCUGAAGAUAUUCAAGGAGUCUUCUGUGGCGAAGUUGGUUGAUAUCCCUCUGGCUCAUAUCUCAGAAGAUGUCUAUACGACAUCGGUUGAUUGGCUCAGCCAGAAAACCCCUGAAGCACUUGGUUCCUUUGUAUUAUGGUUGCUUGAUAGCAUUCUCGCUGAUCUGACCAGUCAUCUUGGAGCUGUUAAGGGAUCCAAAAAGGUGGUUCAGCCAGCACCAUCUAAGUCUCAGGUCGCCAUUUUUGCUGUUUUGGCAAUGUUGGUGAGGCGAAAACCUGAUGCAUUGAUUUGUUUGCUGCCUGUGGUGAAGGAAAAUUCCAAAUAUGUGGGUCAAGAUAAGCUUCCGGUCAUUGUUUGGGCGAUUCUUCAGGCCUCCCAAGGAGAUUUGGUUGUGGGCUUGUACAUGUGGGUUCAUCUUCUCCUGCCCCUUCUAUGCGGCAAAUCUUGCAAUCCACAGUCCAGAGACUUGAUUUUACAGCUAGUUGAAAGAAUGUUAUCCUCCCCAAAAGCCCGUCCGAUUAUCUUAAAUGGUGCAGUCAGGAAAGGCGAACGCUUAAUACCACCAGCAUCUCUUGAUCAAUUGAUGAAAGUCACUUUCCCAGCACCUUCAACUCGUGUAAAGGCAACCGAGAGGUUUGAGGCGAUUUAUCCAACUUUAAAAGAGGCUGCCCUUGCUGGCUCACAUGGAAGCAAAGCAAUGAAGCAGGUAGCCCUGCAGAUCUCAAAUUAUGCAUUCAAAUCUGCUGGAGAAGGAAUCCCUGAUUUAUCCAAUGAAGCUAGUAACAUUUUCAUUUGGUGUUUGAGUCAAAAUAACGAAUGUUACAAGCUCUGGGAGAAGCUUUAUCUGGAUAAUCUGGACACGAGUGUCCUUGUUCUGAAGAAGUUGUCUGAUGACUGGAGAGUCCACUCAUCUAAGCAACCUAGUCUUGAUCCUUUGAGAGAAACUUUAAAGCUUUUCAGGCAGAAGAAUGAGAAAGCUUUGGCAAAGGAAGACGAUGUUGAUCGCCAUGCAUUAAUCAAAGAUGCUGACAAGUACUGCAAAAGCAUGCUGGGGCGGUUGUCGAAGGGCCCCGGAUGUGUGAAGUCUCUGAUGGUCCUUGCAAUCCUGGCCCUCAUUGCUGCAGUUGUCUUCCAGAAUAUGCAAUCCUGGGACUUGAACAAACUGCUCGAGAAAUUCAACCUCCCCAAAAACUUCUAACUCCCUCACAGACUGGCUGUUGGUCAGAGGACAGGUUCAACAACUAUAACGGUAGUUACGAGGCAUAGAUUAUUGCAAAGUUGCCCAUGAAACGAUGGGCCGAGGAUGAAUUCUCUCCAAUAUUAUAAGAUCUUGUUUGGGUCCAAAGCAAAGUCGUACUAGUGACAGUAGCCAAAUUUUGUUGGCUGACCCCUUUUACAGAGAGUUUGUGGAUUUUGGUUGCCUAAGUUCUUCUAGUUUUGCGGUAGAUUCACAAUAAGCGGUGACUAAUUUAUGGUGCUUUGUUCAUUACGUUGGGGUUUUGAGUUUUUAUUGAAUCGGCACAGAGGAAGGAGAAUGAAAAUGUUUGGCCAAGGUUAUUUAUCA
Rhodamnia argentea is the source of this 2351-nucleotide messenger RNA. RefSeq lists its product as uncharacterized. The record is from RefSeq and is a predicted model, not a curated record. NCBI's taxonomy places the organism in Eukaryota, Viridiplantae, Streptophyta, Magnoliopsida, Myrtales, Myrtaceae. Gene Ontology annotation, cellular component: Golgi apparatus; endoplasmic reticulum. The coding region runs from base 198 to 1985 and encodes 595 amino acids. The transcript has 10 exons.